Messenger RNA from Paraglomus brasilianum, 2409 nucleotides. NCBI's taxonomy places the organism in Eukaryota, Fungi, Glomeromycota, Glomeromycetes, Paraglomerales, Paraglomeraceae. The record is from the annotation of a GenBank genome assembly.
AUGUCUCGUGAGGAAUUAAUUGAACCAGAAUCACAAACCUCAUCUUCGCCAACUGAACAACGAGACAACUACAUGACAAUGACAGCGGCCAGAAAAGCCACAACACUACCCCAAACUUCUCAACAAGUAACGUCAAGCACAAACUCAAAUUCAAGUCAAGAAGCGAGAACUCUUAUGAACAUAAAACAAAGCCAAGAUAAAGACAUUACUAAUAGCUCUACUCAAAAUGAUAAAGACAUUAGCAAAUUGCCUCCAUAUGCUUCUGCAGAAGACAACAGCAGUGUUACGAGCACAGACGCCAAUUGUACGAAUUCCGAUGAUGCGACACAAGAUAGCACAUCCACAAAAAUUAGAAGAUUAAGUGGUUCACAAAAUCAACGAUCUACCAAAUCAUUCCCGCGCAACAAUUCUCAACGCCAACUUCCGUAUACCAGCGGCAAUAAUUGUAAUCCAAUUCACACCGUUACUUCCGUCUACCCAAAUGGUAUCACGGCGCCAAUGUACGAGGAUAUGUCUCAUGGUCUAUAUCAUAACCCCACGUUCAUGCCAGUUGCGUCGCCUUACUUUACUCCUCAAUUCUUUCCUCCCAACGGACAAUAUUUCUAUGAUCCUCAGUAUAACAGGUUUCCGCGGCCUCCACAAACUCCGCCAACUUACGUCCGCUCAAAUGUAUACUCAUACCCGGCCAUGCCCAUGGUCCCAACAUUACAUCUUCAGCAGUUUCAAACACCCCCACCGUUUUUGUUUCAUCAACAACCAGCUAGAUAUCAUCCUGUUCAUAGUGCUGCUGGUGGUGAUUCAGGAUUUUCUUCGCGAAGAAGUUCCUUAGAUCCAAAUAGAACACCUGAAUUCGGUCCACAGCAUUCGCAGAGAAUGCAACAGAAAAAACCCAAACAAUUGGAUAAAGCAUUAUGGGUUGGCAAUUUGCCAGAUACGACUACGCAGGAAGAGUUGAAAGAAUUUUUUGCCGAUGAAAAUAUGGAGAGCGUGUUCCUGAUCAAAAAGUCUAACUGUGCUUUUGUGAACUAUAAAACGCACGAAGCAGUUGAUGAAGCUGUACAAAAGUAUAACGAAUGUGAAUUCAAGGGCAUAAAGCUAGUCUGCCGACCCAGAAAGCAAACGGCUGCUGACAUAAAGGCCAAGACGAAUCCACAGAUCAACCCGUCAUCGGAAAAUACUCUAUCACGCACGCCAUCCGAAACCGCAUCGACAACAUCCUCUUCCGCUCGAUCACAACGUUCUUCCUUCCCUCUGCGUCAAAACUUCAGACAAUCAUCUAUCGCGUCUAUGUCCCCGGCUUCCUCAGUAUCUUCAACUAAACAACAGUCACCAAACCGAUAUUUCAUUCUCAAGUCAUUAACCCAGGAUGAUUUGGACAUAUCUGUGCAGAGUGGCGUAUGGGCUACACAACCACACAAUGAAGCAGCGUUGAAUAAAGCUUAUAAGACUGCAGAGAAUGUGUUUCUGAUCUUCAGUGCAAACAAAAGUGGAGAGUUUUACGGCUAUGCCAGAAUGGCAAGUCAUAUCAAUAAAGAGGCUACUGAGUCUAUUCAAUGGACGCCCAUCGAUGAAGCAGCACUAGCAGCUUCCUCUUCGCGCCCGUCACCAUUGCCGUUUACACGUACAAGACAUCUUCGUAAUCCAUGGAACGCCAACAGGGAAGUAAAGAUCAGUAGGGACGGUACAGAAGUUGAACCGGUAGUUGGGGAGCGGUUGCUUGCCGAGUUCCAUAGGGUACCCCUCACAACUCCUGCUCAAACGUCUUAUGGAGCAUUACCUGGACCUCUGUUGGCUCAGCCGUUGAAUAUUGAUAACCAGCAUAUCGAAAACUGUCAAGAGAGAAAGUCUUCAGCUCAACCUGGGACUAUUACUCCAAUACAAACUCCAAUAACCUCCAUGAUGGACCCUAGUUUUAUACAAACGCCACAGGGAGCUUUCUUUGCUCCCACAUAUUGGCCCCCGCAACCAAUUUUGGUACCGCCUUAUGCUGGACCUGCACCCACUACUUAUCUUACCACUGCGCAGUCCGGCUGGUCUACAACUGCAAAUAAAGAUCAUCCGAGUACAAUGAAUCGAGCGCAACCACCUGUUCCUACAACCGUUGUCGGAAACGCUACAGUAAUGACUCCUAUUAUGCCAAUCGAGCAGCAAUACGUUGAGGCGUCGACACCACCAAAUCACACAACUCAUUAUAAUAACAACAAUGCUGUUUCUCAUUCUCACCUUCAAUCAACGCCUGCUACCUGUUCUCCAUUUCAACAAUCUAGUGCGUCUCCAGUGCACUAUUAUAGGUCUGUUGACGAUUCUACAGUUGAAUCAUUGUCAUAUCAAACACAACGACAGUCCUUAGAUGAUGACGAGGUUUUCGAUGAUAAUCUGAAGAUGGAAGCCAUUAGCAGUAGUGUUUAA